Entamoeba invadens IP1 is the source of this 1137-nucleotide messenger RNA. RefSeq lists its product as hypothetical. Gene Ontology annotation, molecular function: nucleic acid binding; zinc ion binding. The transcript is spliced from 2 exons. Lineage: Eukaryota; Evosea; Mastigamoebida; Endamoebidae. Bases 1 to 1137 code for a protein of 378 amino acids. The record is from RefSeq and is a predicted model, not a curated record.
AUGAAUGAAAAUCUCGACAAACAGAUAAUCCGGUUAACUUCUGAAAAGCGCCAACUUUAUUCACUUCUUGAGGAAACGCAAAAAAAACUUGAUGUUUCUCAAAAUGAAAGAUUUGCGGAACGAGAGAAAAUGAACGCCUUAUAUAUAUCACAACAAGAAUUAUUCACAAAAAUGAAAGAGAAUGAGAUUGACGGAAUGAAAAAGAUUGAGAAAUUAACUCAGCACAUAGCAACCCUUCAAAACAAAUAUAUUUUCAACAGUCUGAAGGAAGCACAACCAUCAACAAAACUAUUCAAAACUAUAUUGGAACUUGUUCCCACAGAGAGUCAGACUAUUGUGAAAGACCUUUUAGAUGAAAUGAAAAAACGGAUCGAAGACCCCCUGAUAGUUUUAAUCCAAAAAUUACAAGAGAAAAACCACGCGAAGGGAGAGGCCGACUCAGACUUAUUGGAGGAAGCUGAAAAAACAGUGGAAGAGUUCAAAAAGGAGGCUAUUGAGUGUAUGAACACCAGCAUUGAAAUGAUUCAACAGAAGGAUAAGCAGAUUGACUUGUGUAUGAGUGAGAUACGUUCGAUUCGGGAUGCGGCAAAUGGCAAUUAUGAGAUCCUUAAAUUUGCAGAUCUCUGUUCUCAAAAUCUCAAUCUCAUCGCAACGGUCGAUAAAUUGAAAGGCGAGAUUCACGAGUUGACGGAACGAAUAGCUUGUAUACUUGAAACUCAGAAAGCAAUUGACAGUGAAAAACAAAUAGACACCAAUGAGAAAACUCAAAACAAUGAUCAAUCUGCAGAACGAUGUCAUUUUUUGGAAAGAAAGAUCGAAACUAUGGAAAGACAACUUACGAAGGAGAGACACGAACAUAAAAAACAAAUUGGUGAAAUGACAAAAGAACUCAAUAAACUGCCAGAAGAACUUAAAAAGGAAAAUUCCGAAUUGAGAUUUCAAAAUGAAAGGUUGCGAGCGAUGAAAAUUGACGAGUGCCAGAAAGAAGAGGAACUUAGGGUGAGGGAAUUUAUGCGAAAAAAUGACCAGGACAAGCAACACAUGUCAGGUGAGAACCUACAAAAGUGCUUUAUAUGUGGGAGCUUGGACCACGCUGCGAAGGACUGUUAUUAUAAAAAAGCGGUAGAAACAAAAUGA